AUGGCAGCUGUGAAGCGGAAAGCAUACGCAGAUCUGGAGAAAGGCUCUACCUCCCCGCACAUCGUAGCCCUGGCGAUCCACGGCGGAGCCGGCGGCACCACCACGCUCGACAUGCCGCCCGAUCUUCUCGCUGCAUAUCGGAUACGUCUCCGCACAGUCCUCGUCAUGACCUACGAGCACAACCACACAGCUUCGCUCGACGCCGUCUGUCAUGCCGUCUCGCAGCUCGAAGACUCGCCGCUCUUCAACGCAGGCAAAGGUGCCGUGUUCGAUCUGGCUGGACACACGGUGUGUGAGAGCUCUCUGAUGACCACGCAGGCCGGUUUCAACUCCAAGACGGUCGCAGUCACAGGUGUGCGUAGGACCAGGAAUCCAAUCUUGCUGUCCAAGGUCUUGCUUGAGAACAAUAGGGAGCUCGGAGGACACGCGUUCUAUUCCGGUAUGGAGGCCGAGAGGGCAGGAUGGAAGUACGGCACACAACGCGUCAAUUCAAAGUAUUACUGGACCAGGAGAAGAUGGCUAGAGCACAAGAGAGGCCUCGACUCGAAGCUUGCAGAUCUGGCCGAGAGUGAUGCUGCCACUGCAGUAGAAGAACAGGAGGACGUCGAUAAAGAUGCAGAGCAGGGUCUACCAGCGUACUCAGAUUCAACGAGCCCUUUCGAGCCAGAGGUGCUAGACGAGCACGAGCACGAAGAUCAAUCGAUCCUUGACCGAUAUGCCCACCUUACUGACUUCCUACCGCAAGGCACUGUUGGAGCAGUCGCACUCGACUCGAACGGCAAUCUCUCCGUCGCUACCUCGACCGGCGGCAAGACCAACAAAUACCCUGGGCGUAUUGGAGACACUCCUUCUGUCGGAUCUGGAUUCUGGGCCGAUGCCUGGUCCGCUCCAGCAAAUGCUCGCCAUCACAGGUCCAGCGGACAUCGCUCGUUUAUCGGUCGUCUCUUUGUCUCGCUCUUCCGACGGACCAAAGCCAAGGCUGAUGGAGACAAACAGCAAGCAAUUGCAAUCUCUGGUACAGGCGAUGGUGAUUUCUUCCUCCGCACCAACUUUGCUUCCUCUCUAGCCCAUCGUAUCAAGUACGGCAACACGUCUUUCGACCAAGGCAUCGAAUCUUCCAUGAAGGAGCUCGUCGACCUGUAUGGAGCGGAAAAGGGCGUUGGAGGUGCGAUCAUCUUGGACGACCGAGGCAAUGCAUACUUUCCUCUGGCCGCCAGCACAAUGAACAGAGGCCUCAUCUCCAAGAGUACGGGAUACAGGCCAAAAGUUGCCAUCUUUGACGAUGAAGAUCUGGCGUAA
This is a messenger RNA of Pseudozyma hubeiensis SY62, 1299 nucleotides long. RefSeq names its product asparaginase. The record is from RefSeq and is a predicted model, not a curated record. Bases 1 to 1299 code for a protein of 432 amino acids. NCBI's taxonomy places the organism in Eukaryota, Fungi, Basidiomycota, Ustilaginomycetes, Ustilaginales, Ustilaginaceae. Gene Ontology annotation, molecular function: hydrolase activity. The transcript has a single exon.